AUAUUCAAGCGUCUUGAUGAUACAGACUUAAAAAAUGUGAUUUCUGCAAGUUGUCAAUGAAUUAACUGAAUAAAAUAUUAUUAAAGGAUGACGUACAAAGACGAACACGAAGCAUUUAUAGGUGGAACGAAUGGUACAGAUGCAUUGCAUAUCGCAGUUACUGGGAUCGCAUGUCUUUUACCAGUAUACAUUAGAGAUGCAAGUGUCGUUGUUAUUCCAGGGUUGGCGAAGUUUACAGAAAAAGUGUGGGUUGGGUUGCUGUUAGAUUUUAUUGCAGUGAUAGUUCCCCUACAGCUUACCAUGACAGUAUUUAGCCAGUAUUCCUUCCAGUGCCUUUUUGGUUUCUUCAUGAUUUUGGCUUUGAUAUUUAACAUGAAAUUAAAGAUGACAAAAAUCAGAUCUGUAAGAGAAAAAGUGGUUCUCAAAGAUGUUCACAUGAGCAAUAGAAGACCUUUUAUUACAUAUUAUAGAGCAUAUGCAAACGUAAUCACUGCAUUUUCAAUCCUAGCUGUGGACUUUAAGAUAUUUCCAAGAAAUUUUGCUAAAGUAGAAACAUAUGGCACAGGAUUGAUGGAUGUUGGUGUAGGAGGAUUUCUCAUUACAAAUGCUGUUGUGUCACCAGAAGCUAGGGGUAUCACAUCCACAGACAGAGUUGUGCCAUCACUACUGAAAUCUUUGAAGUCAUCUGUUCCAUUGUUGGCACUAGGUCUGGUGCGUGUACUAGCUGUGAAAUCUACCAACUAUCAGGAACAUGUGACAGAAUAUGGUGUACACUGGAAUUUCUUCUUCACACUUGCUGCUGUAAAGAUAGGUUGUACACUGUUGUUUUGUAUAGUAUCACCACGGUUAUGGAACAUCAUAGCUGUGUUAAUCAUAGCAGUAUAUCAGCACAAUUUGACCUAUGGUGACUUGAAGGAUUAUAUUAUAAAAGGAGCAGAUGGUAAAGGAGGCCGUACAGAUCUAAUAGAUGCUAACAGAGAGGGGCUGUACUCAAGUGUCGGCUUCCUAAGUAUCUAUAUAAUGGGUGUUCAGCUGGGAAAACUUGUCAUGAAAAAAAGAGAAUGCGUGAGAGACUGGAUGAAGUUAUGUUUCUCUCUUUUCCUUGUUAGUGGGGUAUGUUGGUUGCUCAUGUAUUUUGCUGGCAAAUAUGUGGAGCCAGUUUCCCGGAGAUUUGCUAACUUAGCAUACCUACUGUGGAUGAUUGCUUUUAACAGUAUGUUGAUGUUGUUAUUUCUGGUGUUUGAUAUAGCUGUUACAUGCCUUACUCAUCUCUGUAAUGUUGCCAACAAAAAAGAAUCUCCAGAUUACAAACCAAACCAGGAAACUGCUGUUACAGAUGUAUACAACACAUGUGAUCUUGUAUCUGCUAUAAAUUACAAUGGACUGUUCUACUUCCUGUUUGCCAAUCUUCUGACUGGUUUAGUCAAUAUGUCAGUUAGAACUAUAUACCAGCCUCACACAGUUGCCAUGAUUAUUUUGACUGGUUACAUGUUUAUUUUAUCGUGUGUUACAUAUAUUCUUUACAAAAAGAAAGUCUGUUUGAAGUUUUGGUGAAAUUGAAAUAAAUUAUUUGGUAAAAAAAAUAAAA
Molecule: messenger RNA, 1588 nt
Organism: Ruditapes philippinarum (Manila clam)
Lineage: Eukaryota; Metazoa; Mollusca; Bivalvia; Venerida; Veneridae
Product: phosphatidylinositol-glycan biosynthesis class W protein-like
Exons: 8
Coding region: 88-1554 (488 amino acids)
Biological process (GO): GPI anchor biosynthetic process; protein localization to plasma membrane
Cellular component (GO): membrane; endoplasmic reticulum
Molecular function (GO): glucosaminyl-phosphatidylinositol O-acyltransferase activity
Source: RefSeq, a predicted model, not a curated record